AUGGCGGCCAUGCUCCUCUUCACGGCUUCAAUAGCGUCCAUUUUCAAGUUUUCUCAGAUUAAGGAUCUGUUCAACGACACGUUUGGGGACGCCGGAAUACAAACCGAGCUCGGGAGUAGGGGUUUCGUGCUUAAUUCCGUCGCGUUCGCGCAGGCGCUGAUGGCUGCGGUACUUCUCUCCGUCCACAUGCGACGUGGGGGCAAGGCGCGAAAGGGAGCAAUUUCUCGUGGUCUUCAUGAUAAGGGUGCCAUCACUGUUGGUGCUGGUGGGCCAAAGUCCGGUCUACUGGGUGGCAUCCCGAAGUUUGGGAGGUGUAGGUACAUGCACGUCGAGAAGCAGCCGGCAAUAACGCACCAGCAGGCUUUGGCGCCGGAUGAUGACCGGAGGGGGCUAGUGCCCACUAUUGAGGAUGAGUUCUCGCAUGAGUAUCCGGAGCAUAUUGCCAUGGGGCCUAUUCGAGGCCGGCAGAGCGUUUUGAGCGACACUGGAACGGCUUAUGAUCCGUAUAAGCGGUGAGGGGCGGGGUGGCGUGAGGUGGUUAACAGGAGGGGAGGUGUUGAGUUCGGUUACGAGGCUUCACGGCUAGCGUUGGGAAGGGGUCGACUGUCAUGAC
This is a messenger RNA of Pseudomassariella vexata, 613 nucleotides long. RefSeq lists its product as uncharacterized. Bases 1 to 516 code for a protein of 171 amino acids. The record is from RefSeq and is a predicted model, not a curated record. The transcript has a single exon. NCBI's taxonomy places the organism in Eukaryota, Fungi, Ascomycota, Sordariomycetes, Amphisphaeriales, Pseudomassariaceae.